UCUCCGCUCUGCAACAGGUAACACCCCAAACCUCAAAUCUCUGUGCCAAUGCUUGUAAUCUACUACCACUGCUGUAUGCCUAUAAAUCCUUGUGCCAGGAAGUAACAUUUCUCUAUCAGGAAUCUCUUGGGAUGAUCUUCUGUGCACAUUUGCUUUCUACCCAGUCUUAAGAUUUGCAGUUUUUUUUUGGUUUUUUUUGGAGAGGAACAGCAAGCACAAAAGAAGACAGGAUCACUUUAACAGAAGGUAAAGGAACAAAGAAUAAAAUGAUGGAACUGAAGAUCCAGCUGAUCCCGACAGGGGAAAUCAUCCUUCCUCCGGGGAAGAACGGAGAAAACUACUGCCACAACUGCAAGGUGGUGGGUAGUGACGGGGUGCGGGCUAUGAUGGAGUCGGCCCUGACAGCCAGAGACCGGGUGGGCGUGCAGGACUUUGUCCUGCUGGAGAACUACACGAGUGAGGCAGCCUUCAUAGAGAAUCUGCGCAAACGCUUCAAAGAGAACCUUAUCUAUACCUACAUUGGUUCAGUGCUGGUGUCAGUUAACCCAUACAAAGACCUGGAGAUCUAUACCAAGAACCACAUGGAGCGAUACCGUGGGGUCAACUUCUACGAGGUCUCACCACACAUUUAUGCAGUGGCAGACAACUCAUACCGCUCCAUGAGGACAGAGGGGAAGGACCAGUGCAUCCUGAUCUCAGGGGAGAGCGGUGCCGGGAAGACGGAGGCAUCCAAGAAGAUCCUGCAGUACUACGCCAUCACCUGUCCAGCCAGCGAGCAGGUGCAGACAGUCAAGGACCGCCUGCUGCAGUCCAACCCUGUGCUCGAGGCCUUCGGCAAUGCCAAGACGUUGCGUAAUGACAACUCGAGCCGCUUUGGCAAGUACAUGGACAUUCAGUUUGACUUCAAGGGAGCCCCAGUAGGAGGUCACAUCAUCAACUAUCUGCUGGAGAAGUCUCGUGUGGUCCACCAGAACCACGGAGAGAGAAACUUCCACAUUUUCUACCAGCUGAUCGAGGGGGGGGAGGAGGACCUUCUGAGACACCUGGGCCUGGAGAGGAACCUGCAACAGUACCAGUACCUGAUCAAAGGAAACUGUCCCAAAGUGAGCUCCAUCAACGAUCGCAGUGACUGGAAGGUAGUGAGGAAAGCCUUGACUGUGAUUGGCUUCAGUCAGGACGAGGUGGAGGAGUUGCUGAACAUAAUCGCCAGCGUGCUCCACCUUGGCAAUGUGCAGUACAAUGGCGAAGAAAGCAAUGCCUGCAUCACUUCUGACCUUCAGAUAAAGUACCUGUCCAGGUUGUUAGGAGUGAAUGGGUCGAUGCUGACGGAGGCGCUCACACACAAGAAGAUUAUUGCCAAGGGAGAGGAGCUGAUGAGCCCGCUGAAUCUCGAGCAGGCAUCGUCAGCUCGGGACGCUUUAGCCAAAGCGGUGUACGGACGCACCUUCACCUGGCUGGUUAACAAGAUCAACACGUCUCUGGCAUACACGGGAGACUCUUACAAGAAUUACUCUGUCAUCGGCCUGCUGGACAUCUAUGGCUUUGAGGUCUUCCAGCACAACAGCUUUGAGCAGUUCUGCAUCAACUACUGUAACGAGAAGCUGCAGCAGCUUUUCAUUGAGCUCACCCUGAAGUCUGAGCAGGACGAGUACGAGGCCGAAGGCAUCACGUGGGAGCCGGUGCAGUACUUCAACAACAAAAUCAUCUGUGACCUGGUGGAGGAGAAGUUUAAAGGCAUCAUCUCCAUUCUGGAUGAGGAGUGUCUGAGGCCUGGGGAUGCCAGUGAUUUCACCUUCCUAGAGAAGCUGGAGGACACAGUGGGAGGACACCCACACUUUGUCACUCACAAACUGGCCGAUGCAAAGACCCGGAAGGUAAUGGGCCGUGAUGAAUUCAGACUGCUGCAUUACGCAGGAGAGGUCAACUACAAUGUCAAUGGAUUUUUGGACAAGAACAACGACCUGCUGUUCAGGAACCUAAAAGAGGUUAUGUGUAUGUCAGAGAACAAGAUCCUGACGCAGUGCUUUGACCGGGAAGAGCUGAGUGACAAGAAGCGCCCUGAUACGGCAGCCACCCAAUUCAAAUCCAGUCUGGCGAAACUCAUGGAGAUCCUCAUGUCCAAGGAGCCGUCGUACGUGCGCUGCAUCAAGCCCAAUGACUCCAAGCAAUCAGGUCGAUUUGAUGAGGUAUUGAUCCGUCAUCAGGUCAAGUAUCUGGGACUGAUGGAGAAUCUGAGGGUGAGGAGGGCUGGCUUUGCCUACAGACGCCGCUAUGAAGUCUUCCUGCAGAGAUACAAGUCCCUGUGUCCAGAGACGUGGCCCAACUGGAAUGGGAAGCUUUCGGAUGGAGUUUCCACUCUGGUCAAACACUUGGGGUACAAGCCUGAGGAGUACAAAAUGGGCAGAUCCAAAAUCUUCAUCCGCUUUCCAAAGACCUUGUUUGCCACUGAGGAUGCACUGGAGACCAGGAAACACAGUCUCUCCACCAAGCUGCAGGCAGGAUGGAGAGGCUACAGCCAGAAGUGCAAAUACCAAAAACUCAGAACCUCAGCUAUUGCGAUCCAGGCAUGGUGGAGGGGGAUCCUGGCCAGAAGGAGGGCUCAGCGUAGGCGACAGGCAGCAAAUACCAUCCGCAGGUUCAUCAAAGGCUUCAUCUACCGUCACAAGGAGCGCUGUCCAGAGAACGAGUAUUUCCUGGAUUAUGUGCGCUACUCUUUCCUCAUGAAGCUCCACAAAAACCUGCCCAAAAACGUCCUGGACAAGAGCUGGCCCACACCUCCAGCUGCUCUCACUGAGGCGUCUGAGCAUUUACGUAAGAUGUGCAUGCAGAACAUGGUUUGGAGUUACUGCAAGAAGAUCAGUCCUGAGUGGAAACAUCAGAUGGAGCAGAAGAUGAUCGCCAGUGAGAUCUUCAAGGACAAGAAGGACAACUACCCACAGAGCGUGCCCAAGCUGUUUGUCAGCACGAGGCUCAACGGUGAGGACCUCAACCCCAAAGUGGUGCAGGCCCUGGGCAGUGAGAAGAUGAAGUAUGCAGUCCCAGUCACCAAGUACGACAGGAGGGGUUACAAACCCCGCCACCGGCAGCUGCUGCUCACUGCCAACAGUGCCGUUAUCGCAGAGGAGGGCAAGCUCAAGCAGCGCAUUGACUACGGAGCUCUGAAAGGCAUCUCAGUCAGCUCCCUCAGUGACGGCUUAUUUGUCCUGCACGUGCCCAGUGACGACAACAAGCAGAAGGGAGAUGUGGUUCUGCAGAGCGACCACGUUAUCGAGACCUUGACGAAGCUCGCCAUCUGCGCUGACAAAAUCAACAGCAUCAACAUCAACCAGGGCAGUAUAAAGUUUGCUCUGGGUCAGGGGAAGGAGGGGAUCAUAGACUUCACACCUGGAUCAGAAUUACUGGUGGCCAAAGCAAAGAAUGGACACUUGUCUGUGACGGCUCCCAGACUGAACUCCAGAUGAUGGCCAUGCUGACCACGCACACCAGGACCCAUGUACUCCUGACCUCUGCCAUCCACCAAUCACAUGACUGCAGACUCGGCUCUGCUUAAGCCAAUCAGAUGCAAGCUGUCAGUACAUGGGUGGCAUGCAUUUCCGAUUUAAACAAACAAAACUAUAAAAAUCCAGCUAAACUAAUUGAUAUAUUUAUGUUUAUAUAUAAUAUUUUUUGGGAUUAAUACAUUGCUGUUUAAAUAUUCUGAUUUUUAUAUAUGAGGCCAAGGGAUAACAAAUAUAUUUGGUGCAAUUUUCUUGCACCAGCGGUGUUUAUUGUGCUUUAUAUGGGAACAUGACCAAGAAAACAAUGAGGGACAAGUUAGAAGGGGACUGUUGUUGAUGAAAGUCAGGGUUAGCUGUUGCCUCUUAUUUUUUUUUUUUUUCCCCCUGUUUACUUUUUUUUUGCUCGUUUGUCUUCCUGACACUACUUUAACUGGGGCAGGCGGCUUCUUGCGGAGUGUUAAGAACAAGGAUUGACAGCAUGUAGGACGGCUGUUGAGAGGUUUGAGGAUGAGGAACAGCAACUUUUCAAUCAUACAGUAAAGAUUUGACGCCAAAGAGGCCGGAAGUGUCAGACUGUGGCUGAAAAUAUCUGAAUAAAUAGUUGAAUUUACUACUGAAUAUACGUUCAAAGAAAUUUGUACAGUGUUUGAGGAAGAAGAGAGCUAAACGUGAGAGACUCACCACGGCAUAUACUGUAAAUGCUGCAAGAAAAGAACAAAGUAAGUGAGACGGGCUUGUGGUAAAGGCAAGAGAAAGAUAAAAAGAGAGGCGCGAGAACGCAGUGGUGGUUCGCCUUGACGCUCGGUGCUUGUGCCUUUCUCCUUGACUAUUUAUUUACAACAGUUCGAGAGCUCUUCGCCGACACGUGAGAACCGCGAGGCUCAAACAAGUCGAGUUAAGUGCAGAUAGAAACCCACCAUCCUCUGAAUGAAUGUUGGACCGGCGGCAGCAGCAGCUGCACCUACAGCACACUUCACUGGUUCACAACCGCAGGGUCCCGCCUUCUUUCUCUGUGCCAUCUGCCCUGCCUCCUCACCGCCUCUUAGACUGAACUACACAGGUCUCACAGCUGAUCAGAGCUUCACCAGUCCUGAUAGCCAAAAGCAUGUUGUAUUUUUUUUUUUUUAAUAACUGUAGGCCUAAAUUCAAAACGUUGUGUCAAACUAAACAUUUUAAAACUGUAUUUGGUGCUGUAGCAGCUGUACUUUAAUGUUGGGUUAAGCUGUUAAUGGCUGGGUGUUGGCAUUGUGGAGAAGGCUCUUACACUUUAAUAGGACAUAUGAAGCUACAUUCAGGAAGCAGCUAGCUUGAGUUGCAAAAAAAUAAAUGAAUAAAUUUGCAGGCUUAGGAGAAAUGAAUCGCUUGAUUUGUGGGAAAGACUUUUUGUUUGAUUUAUGAGAAAUUUCUAGGAAACCUGCAUCCAGAAGUUGUUGUUGUUGUUUAAAUCCUUCUUCAUGACUUGGUUUUAUAAAAGUUAAUGAAAUGAAAAUUAAAAUGAAACUUUGAGCUUUAGAAAUGCUGAUAGGCAUGUAUAUAUGUUUACAUUCCAAUAAUGCCUGUUGAAUGGCUAGAUUUUGGCUAAUAGGUGAAAUCAAGCUGCUUCCUUACUGUAGCUUCAUAAUGUAAUCACACAUGCCCCCCCCCCCCCCCCUAUACACACACACAUACACACACAAAAACAGGUAAACUUUUCUGAGCAAGAAUUCAUCUGAAAUUCUAAGAAAAUGUCGUCUGACACAAAUUCUCACAGCAAAAGUUGUUCAAAUUUAAUAAUCCUGUAGUUCAGUUUAGACGUCUGUUUAGCCCUAACUCUGACCUUUGACCCCUGAAGCUGAGACCAAAAACUAAUGGAGGAAAAGUUGUGCUAUCAAAAACUUUUGAGAGGAGCUCCAAAAUGUUUGUUUGAUAUCAGAACUUUUCUGUGCGUGGCUCUGGGUGGUGAGGUGGGUGCAGCAGGACGCUGCUGCUGCUGCUGCUGCUGCUGCGAGUAUUAGCCAAAGGCCCUGUUGAUUUCUAGUGAUUCUGUUGUAUGAUUAAUAUGACAUGAUUGUGUUAUUAAUGAUUUAGGAGGUGUAAAUGUACAUGUUUUUGUUUUUGUUUUAAAUGAGUGACUCAAGCCAAGUGAGGUUUGAUGAUGUGAAACGUUCGGGGAGAAGACGCAUUUUAGUGUUAACGCAAACUUGUUCAUGUGCCUUUGUUAAAAUAGCAAUAUAAGAUCUGUGUGGGAAGAGGAAAGAGGGGAAGAGUUUGACUGCCAGGGGGGGUGUUCCCUCUCUCUGUAUAAGCUUCAUGUAAACCAAGUCUGUUGAUCAUCAGAUGCACUCCUGUUUUCAGUCCUGACUUACUGUAUCCACCAAACCCAUGUAUAAUUAUGCCAACACACUAAACAAUGAGAUACCUAGGAUUUGAAGAAUAAAUACAUUUGAAAAAUAAAUACAAA
This is a messenger RNA of Archocentrus centrarchus (flier cichlid), 5937 nucleotides long. It is a transcript of the gene myo1cb, whose product is annotated as myosin Ic, paralog b. The record is from RefSeq and is a predicted model, not a curated record. Gene Ontology annotation, biological process: actin filament organization; actin filament-based movement; endocytosis. Gene Ontology annotation, cellular component: actin cytoskeleton; myosin complex; plasma membrane. The transcript has 33 exons. Gene Ontology annotation, molecular function: actin filament binding; microfilament motor activity; ATP binding. The coding region runs from base 267 to 3461 and encodes 1064 amino acids. NCBI's taxonomy places the organism in Eukaryota, Metazoa, Chordata, Actinopteri, Cichliformes, Cichlidae.